GGGGCACCCAUCUCUCCUCAUCCUGCUGCUCGCCCUCUCCUUGCCAAGUCCGCAGGAGUCCCGAGCCCCCUCCUAUGAUCAUUGCGCUGGACGACGAGGAGGUCGACCAAGGGUACGGGUACGGCGCCAUGUCGUCGGAGCUGGAGCUCUGCGUGGCACGCAUCAGGGACCUGAGGGCGGAGCUGGAGUUCGAGCGGCGCAUGCGGCGCAAGGCGGAGGCGCUGAGCGAGGCGCUGGCCGCGGAGCUGGCCGACGAGCGGCGGCGGAGCGAGGCCGCGGAGGCCGAGUGCCGGGCGCUGCGGGAGGAGGCCGGCGCCGCGCGCGCGGAGGCGGAGCGCGCCCUGGAGGGCGUCGAGGAGGAGCGGCGGAUGCUGCGCGUCGCCGAGCUGUGGCGCGAGGAGCGGGUGCAGAUGAAGCUCGCCGACGCCAGGGCCGCGCUGGACGAGAAGCUGCGGGAGAUCGACGACGCCGUGGCACAGCUCCAGGCCACUGCCGACGCCAACAAGAGCAGCUGCUGCAGCAGCCCCAACGGCAGCAAGUCGGCGAGCCAGCACGGCGGGCAACAGAGCCCGCAGCACGGUAAGCCGCACCGGCGAGAGCCCGGCGGCGGCGGCGAGAACCCGCACAUCCGGAGGGGGAUCAAGGGGUUCGUGGAGUUCCCCAGGGCCGCGCGCCUGCGCCUGCGCCCGCGCCCGCGCGAGGAGCGGGUGGAUCUGGUGUCCAACCUCGAGUGCCAGCGGGCGCAGCUGCGCGUGCUCAUGCGGCACAGGAGCCCCGCCGCCGGCAUGGGCCUCAUCGGCGCAGCAGAAAACCUGGUCGUGUAGUGCACCGUAUACUAACGUAUAGCGUAUGUUUAUUGAGGUGGUCGGUAACUCUGUAUCUUCCUCUGUUCCACUUCAUAUUAUGGGACAUUCACAUUUUGGUACAG
This is a messenger RNA of Zea mays, 928 nucleotides long. RefSeq lists its product as uncharacterized. NCBI's taxonomy places the organism in Eukaryota, Viridiplantae, Streptophyta, Magnoliopsida, Poales, Poaceae. The coding region runs from base 75 to 824 and encodes 249 amino acids. The transcript has a single exon. The record is from RefSeq and is marked validated.